AUGGCCGAUUCCAAAGCUCUCCGCCAUAUAUACAUCGUGGGUGCUCAGAAUACCGGCAAAACAACACUUGUGAAUGCCCUCGAGGCUGCCUUCGCCAAGAACACAUCAGAAAUCCAACCCCGAGCCAUCAAAGAAGUCGCAAGAAACGUCUUGAUAAAACACAAAUUCACGGCCGAAUGUAUCAAAACAUCCCCCUCGCGAGCUUUUCAGUUACAGGAACUCAUUCUGAAGGCUCAAUUCGAUGCUGAACGCGGGGUAUUGGAGCGUGAUGGAUGGUUUAUCUCAGACAGAUCUGCCAUCGAUCCCAUCGUCUAUGCUCGCAAGUAUGUGACCGAGGAGGCAUCAAUCCAGUUGAGGCAAUCCACGGAAUGGUUGCAAUUGAAGGAGAGGAUGAAAGAUUCCGUCGUUAUCGUUUGUCAAGCUGGUGCAGAUUGGCUCUUGGAUGACGGAGUUCGGUUGAUGCCAGAGAAUCGGGAGGCAUGGAUUCAAUUCGAUCAACUGUUUUGUAGUUGUCUCGAUGAGUGGGGAUUGGGUUAUGAGGUGAUGCCCUGUACUUUGACCGAUAUUGAUAAAAGAGUGGAGUUUGUAUUGGAGAGAUGGAGGUCGGGAGGAACACUAGAAAGGACUUAG
Venustampulla echinocandica is the source of this 630-nucleotide messenger RNA. RefSeq names its product p-loop containing nucleoside triphosphate hydrolase. The transcript has a single exon. The record is from RefSeq and is a predicted model, not a curated record. The coding region runs from base 1 to 630 and encodes 209 amino acids. Lineage: Eukaryota; Fungi; Ascomycota; Leotiomycetes; Helotiales; Pleuroascaceae.